This is a messenger RNA of Vicia villosa (hairy vetch), 5503 nucleotides long. Its product is annotated as B3 domain-containing protein REM23-like. Bases 1290 to 2108 code for a protein of 272 amino acids. NCBI's taxonomy places the organism in Eukaryota, Viridiplantae, Streptophyta, Magnoliopsida, Fabales, Fabaceae. The transcript has 3 exons. Gene Ontology annotation, molecular function: DNA binding. The record is from RefSeq and is a predicted model, not a curated record.
UUUUAGAAAUGACGUCCCCAGAUGAUAAUGAUAAACUAUAGCUUACAAUGAUUGGCUCCUUUGUCUCGCGGUGGACGUACCUCCGGUUCUUCUUCCUCCGGACAUCCACCUCCUCCGUCAUAUGUUCCGGCCCCGGUUACACCUCCUCCGUCACUUGUUACUUACAGUAGUACGUAUUUUUAUUAACAUGAUAAAUCCAAUACAAAAACAUUGUGCGAUACAAUCCGAAAUCUGAACAAAACAAAACAAAACACGUCAAACAAAACAAAAACAUGUUAUUCUGCCCGACGAGCGAUACAAAAUACACAUCAAACAAAAUAAAAACACGUUAUUCUUCUCGACGAGCGAACUCCUCCGAAUGAAGAUAAUUAUACCAAUCUUCAUCCCACUCAGUAUCAGAAUCAUCAGCGUUGAUCACGCCUGAAGGCUGAGCCUGCGCGUCCGAGCCAUGGACUCCCAGGGGACGAGAAGCAAAACCAGUCAAAAACUUCUUCUUCUCCUUCACCUCCUUCACCUCCUUCACCUCCUUCACCUCUUUCACCUCCUUCUUUGAAGAACCCUUUCUUCCCUUAGCGCCCUCUUUAGAAGACGCAGUCCUGCGUGCUUGUUGGUUGCCUGACAUGUUCCUGUAAACAGUUGAAAUCGAUUAAUAUGCGAGACAAAAUAAAAAACAAAAAAAUUUGAACUUCUGAUACAAUUCGGAAGUUCAUUUCCGAAAACUGGGAGGGAGGUGUUUUCGGAAAUGAACUUCCGAAACACCCCUGCGAUGCACUUUUCUGCAACUUCCAUGGCAGACCCCUAAACCAAACUUCAAACCAAAUCAAAAUGCUUCUAAACAACCUAAAUACUACUAACAACCUAACCAUAUAUCAUUUACGCAAUUAAAACCCUAAAUAACAUGCAUUUCAAUAAUAGAUCUAAAAAUUUCAAAACUUACAAAGUGUUAGGAUUGAGGGCUUUUGAAUGUUGUUUAGCAGUGUGAUUGGAGCCUUGAUGCAGCUUUGGAAUUCUGAUUGCACAAAUUUUCGCCUUUGCCACUUUUUGUUUUGAUUUAGGGUAAAUGAAUGGGGGAGGGGGAGUGUUUUGAUAAAUCAACAGAAAUCGCAGUAUUUCGGAAGUGAACUUCCGAAAUAAUGUUUUCGGAAAUGAACUUCCGAAAUAAGUCAAUUUUUUCAAAAAAAAAGCGCUUCGGAAGUUCAUUUCCGAAGCAGGGGUAUUUUGGUAUUUUCGCUGGGGGUGACCCCCAUAGGGAGGUGGCCAAAGAAAUUUUCUAUUUUUGAGGCUUCCAAAUGGUGUUCAACACAAAAUAUUCUGGGAAGAACGUGAUGGUGAUGUUUGGUUUCAAAAAAAAUUGGAUAGAUUUUGCAAAGUGUUUAAAAUAUGGAGAUAUCUUAACUUUUAAACAUACUGGUGGAGCAUACUUCAAAGUAAAGAUAUUUGGUAGAAAUUCUUUAGAAAUAAAUUAUUCAAAUAUCAAAUGUUUAGAUGAAGUUGUUGAUUUAAGUGAUGAUGAGAGUGAAGAACACACACAAACUCAAAAGAGAAAAAUUGGCAAAAGAAAAGUUGCAGAUUUGAAUUCAAGUAGAAACAAAGGUGUGAUUAAGAAGGCCAAAAAAUGUUCAAACAUAGCAAAUAUUAAUGAUGGGAGAGUUAAUAAGGAGAGUCCAUAUUUUGAAGUUACAUUGACACCAACUUAUGUCAAUUAUUAUAGUAUGAGGAUACCAAAUGUGUUUUCAAGAAAAUAUUUGAAAGAGAUGGAAGAAAUUGCAAUCUUGAAAGUUGGGGAGGACAUGACUAUGAAAGUGGGGAUCAGGUUUGAUACUAACGCCAAAGGAAUGGUUUUUCAAAAUGGUUGGAAGAAUUUUUCACAAAAAUAUAAUUUACAAAUCGGUGAUAUUUGUAAAUUUGUGAUGACACAAUCCAAACCACUUUUAUUUUCUAUUGCUAUUACUAGAGCCAAAAUUGAAUCAAAACCUAAGAAGUUCCAAGGUUUUUCUUUCUUUCUUACUUUGUUUUUCUUGGCUAAUAUAUUUUGGUUUUUUCUUUGGCCACCUCCCUAUGGGGUCACCCCCAGCGAAAAUCCCAAAAUACCCCUGCUUCGGAAAUGAACUUUCGAAGCGCUUUUUUAUUUUAAAAAAUUUCCAUAAUUCGGAAGUGCAUCUCCGAAAACACCCCAUGGGGGGUGUCUUCGGAGAUGAACUUCCGAAAACACCUCAUGGGGGGUGUCUUCGGAGCGUAGUCGACGAACGGCCUCCAGGUGACGUCGUCGUGCAUCGUGCGGUCCAAGUACAGACGGUAUGGUCUGUGGUGUCGUUUUCUUUUACCUCCCCGUUUCACUUGGGAGGACGGCACGCUAAACCCUUCACGCGAAAUUUGGAAGGAGAAUGCGCCCGUGGUGGGAUGAAUUUUAUUUCAGUUCUUCCUACGAUAUCACACGAACUUUCUUAUUUGUCCUACGAGUAGGAAAGGGGAAAAAAGAUCUCAACUAAACCCUAGGAGUUUGCUAAGUGUGGGGAUUUCACCUAGACUAGAAAUUCUGGAGUCCGGGGGGUCGGUUAUACAUAGGGAAGUGUUUAAACACCCUACAUAUCUGUAGUACUCUACAGGAACCUUCUCUGUGUCAUUGUGUUUGUGUUUGCUGCUAAUGAUUGGGAAAGUUUCUCCUUUGUAUUAGGAGAAGGAAUUGAAUUGAUUAAAGAAAGACAGACAGAUAGACAAACUGACUAUCUUUGGUAUUUUAUUAGCUCGCUGAGAUUCCUUGUGAACCUCAUGCCUACAUAUCCCUAGUGGAAGUCAGAGCUUAAUGUAGUUCGGGGAACUAACUAGGGAAAUUAAUUGUUUUUUUUGGUGCCUUGCUUGAAGCUCAAGGUUGAAGCUUGGAAUUAAAUCUCUGUUUACAGUAAAGAGACAUGAAAUCAUCUUUACAGAGAGAUAUUUGUACUAUUCUACCACAAACAUUUAAAGGAGUGACAGAAUAACUGGAUUCAUUUCAUUCAAGAGGGGGACCUUACUUGCGUGUGCAAGUAUGCCAGUCAGAUGCCUCUUAAAUGAAAGAAAGAUGCUCGUCCAAAUUAGGGAAAGUGUACAAGUCUGGGGAUGUGCCAGAGCAUGUCUUUCAGAGUCCUAAAUGGGAGACUUUGAUUGAAAUUGAAAUUGAAAUGUUUGUUUGUUUGAAUGUGGUAGAGUAGUAAAAAUAUCUCUCUAUAGAGAUAAGCUAUGUCUAUCUACUGUAUAAAAGAUUUGACUUUAGCUGGCUUGUAUGAGGCCCAAGCUUGAGGCUUUUUGAUUGACUUAUUAAUUAUUAUUGACUUUGGGAGAUGACUCCACUGGGGGAUUAAUUACAGGGUAUUUUUGUGUUCUGUACAAAGCCCAGAAUUGAGGCUGACUCUACUUAGGGAGACUCUAUUUGUGUGCCUUGUACAAAGCCCAAGGUUGUGGCUGAUUGCUGAGGAUAAUUGAAUGAAUGACUCUAUUUUAUGUGCCUUGUACAAAGCCCAAGGUUGUGGCUAACUCUAGCUAGGGAAAACAUUAUUUUCUGCCUUGUACAAAGCCCAAGGUUGUGGCAGAUUCUUAAAUAAACUGAGUGUGGAUGACUCUAUGGGGAAAAGAUCCUAGGUGUUAGGAAUCUUUGACACAUGAAAAUAUGGUUUAUAUGCCUUGUACAAAGCCCAAGGUUGUGGCUACUGAAUGAUGAAGAACUCACUGGGGAGACUCUAUUAUCUGCCUUGUACAAUGCCCAAGGUUGAGGCUGACUCUUGACAUGGGAGUUUUAUUGUUUGGGUGCCUUGUAUGAAGCCCAAGGUUGAGGCUAACUGUUUUUGUUGGUUUUGACUCUAUUGAGGAGAUUUUAUUUAUUAAAAGACUGUUUUUCUUUGGAAGCUAACCCUUUCCAGGGAUUUUGACUCAGCUGGAGAAAUUUGUCUGUUAAAAGACUGACUUUAUCAUGUUUUUUGGAGGCUGACCCUUUCCAGGGGUUUUGACUCUUUUGGGGAAAUUAUCUCCUAAGAGAAAUGAAUCUUUAUUUUUUUUGACAUUUUUUUUAUUAAUUGACUUUGGAGGCUAACCCUUUCCAGGGAUUUUGUUAAAAUGAAGGAAUGUGUGGAAGCUAACCCUUUCCAGGGAUUUAUGGAGGUUGAUUUUAAUUGACUUUGGAGGCUAACCCUUUCCAGGGGUUUUUAUUAACAUGAAGGAAUGAUUUGGAGGCUAACCCUUUCCAGGGGUUUAUUGAAAUGGAGGUUGAUUUUAAUUGACUUUGGAGGCUAACCCUUUCCAGGGAUUUUUAUUGAAAUGAUGGAUUGAUUUGGAGGCUAACCCUUUCCAGGGGUUUAUAUUAAAAAUGAAAGAAUGAUUUUGGAGGCUAACCCUUUCCAGGGGUUUAUUGAAAUGGAUGGCAGAAAGAUUAUCUACUGGAGACUUCUUGUUUAAAGCCCAAGAUGAAGGCUGACACAUGCUGAGGAUGAUCAAACAUGGAUCCUAGACUCUGCUAAGGAAGAUUGAUGAAGAUAAGGGUGAUAGAGACUGUCCAUGUCUCUCAAUCCAAAAGGUGUACUCAAUGCAAAAUUGAGACAAACUUAGCUUGUUUAAAGUCUGGUUUAAAUUGGAAGAAACUCACCAGGGUAGGCUAAAAGGUGACUAAAGACCUGUUCCUAUGUUUAUAAGAAACCUGAUGGGUCCUUGUAUACAAGCUCAAGAGGAAGCUGGAAAUGCUUUUAAGAAGCCUGUGGGUCCUUGUACAAAGCCCAAGAGGAGGCUAAUCGAGGGUCCUUGUUAUAGCACAAGAGAAAGCUAUGUAGUUUUGAACUUAUUUUGGCUCUAAGCAAAUGGGUAAGAGGUUUCACCGGGAAUAAUUCCUCUUUGGGUGGAUGUGUCCUAUUAUUUGGAUUCUAAGGUUUUUGCCAAGAUGUUUCACCGGGAAUAAUUCACCUUGGGGGUUUGAACUACAGAUCUCUAAUUAGGAAAGAGCCUUCACCGGGAAGACAUUCUCAAUCCUAGGCCAUAUUCCUAUAAUAUAUAUAUAUAGUUUAACUGUCCUAAGGUUUAUACUCAAACGUAGUUCUAAACUAAUAUAUGCACAGUUUAUAUUUGACAGUAAUUUAAAUAAAGACUGUAAAUUGAAAGCUUGUAAAGCCUAACCUGGAUGGAGUGGAGGCCAUUGAAGAAGUAUGUACAGAGCCUCAACAGUAAUUUUUGUUGUUUUGUUGAUGACAGUUGAAUAUAUGAUAAACAGUUAAUGGUUUUUGAAAACAGAAGAAGUGAAGAUGGACAAAGGUCACAUAGGUAUCUGAAGAGUUUCACCGGGAAUAAUGCCCUUCAAAUACCAGAAGAAUGUUUUGAAAACAGAAAGAAGAUUUUGAAAAUACAGUUUUGAAAAACAAGCUAAGAAGAGAAGGUUUUUGGGACUUACACUCUAUUAGAGGCCCAGUACUUUACAGUACUGGUGUAAAAGCAAUUUGAAAAUGAUUUGGAAUGAUACAAGGUUUUGUUGUUUGAAAACCUUAAUCAU